AUGAGUUUCAAGUUUUCUGCUGCAGCAGCAGCUGCUGCUCUCCCCGCUCCACCUCUGCCGCAGCUGCCUCAGCUACUGAACGGUAGGCCGCUUCAGUCGGUGCUCCAGCAGCAGCAGCAGCAGCAGCAACAACAACAACAGCAGCAGCAGCAGCCACAUCUACUGCACCAGCUACAGCAGAGCGCCACCGGGUUGCCGUUGCAACAGCUGCAGCAGCUGCAGCAGCUGCAGCAGCUGCAGCAGCAGCAGCUACUGCAGCAGCUGCAGCAGCAGCAACUAGACCAAGUACAGCGGCAGCAGCAGCAGCAGCAGCUCGAGCAAGUACAGCGGCAGCAGCAGCAACUCCCUCUGCAGCAGCUGCCGCCAAUAGCACUGCUGCCGCUGCAGCAGCUGCAGCAAGUGCAGCAGCAAAUACCUGGGUCUAUCUCCAGCCUUUCCGCUCCACUGCAGCAGCUGCAGCAGCUGCCGCAGCAACUGCAGCAUCUGCCGCAGCAACUGCAACAGCUGCCACAGCAGCUGCUAAGUCAAAGCGGGUCUCUGGUUCCUGUGGGUCUGCGGGGAGACAGCAGCAGCAGCAACAGAAACACCAGCAACGACAGCAGCAGCAGCAGCAGCAGCAGCAGCAGCAAUCCACUGUCUCUGCUGCUUCCUUUCGAGCUGUCUCGCGGCCCUCUGUCUCUUUUGUCUCCUUUUGCUCAGUUAACCCCAGCAGGCGAUGCACUUAGAUCAGAGAAGACUCCAGAAGCUGCUCACACUGACGGUGCUGCUGCUGCUGCUGCUGCUGCUGCAGGUGGCCGAGCAAACCUAGCAGCGCUACCAACAGCAGGACCGCCAGCAGCAGCAGCAGCAGCAGCGCGUCCAGCAGAGAUAGCGGAAGCAAUUAAAGCUAUUGCACCAUUUCUACCUGCAGCAGCAGCGCAGCAGUUUGCUGCAGCAAUCGCCCGGGGAAGCGCCCUUGAUCCUGAAGCAACUAAGCAACUGCUGCAGCAAGCAGCAGCAGCAGCAGCAGCAGCAGCAGCAGCAACACUCCCUGCUGCUGCCUUUCUUCCCGAUCAUGAGGCUGAACGUCUAACUAAAGCUAUUAUCUCUCUGUCUCCCCUGGCGCAGCAGCAGCAGCAGCAGCAGCAGACAGCUGUCUCUUCGCUGCAGCAGCACUUUCUAGCAGCAAACAGAGAUAUUGCUGCUGCUGCCUUUCGCUCGCCAAUGGAGCCCUUUGAAAACACCGUCUUCACCCACUAA
Molecule: messenger RNA, 1239 nt
Organism: Eimeria acervulina
Lineage: Eukaryota; Apicomplexa; Conoidasida; Eucoccidiorida; Eimeriidae
Exons: 2
Coding region: 1-1239 (412 amino acids)
Source: RefSeq, a predicted model, not a curated record